ACCAAGGAUCGCAGGAGCGCCGUUGCGCUUUGUCCACUCUCGCAAAGAUGCUUUAAUGUGAUGCUUAGCACUCAAGAUGAAGGAACCUGUCCGGGGUCUGGCUGUGAUUCUUUCUUUGCUGUGCCAAGUGUGGACCUGGGACUCAGUGGUGGACUUAUCUUUCAAUGUGGGUAGCGAAGUGGAGCUCAACUGCAAUCACACCGAAGAUUUAGUCUACGUCAUCUGGAAAAUUAAGCUAGAAGGAGGCAAACAGUGUCAGGUGGGCAUCAACUUAAGCAAUGGCAAGAAGGACGACACAUGCGGCGACAGUACAUCCCUGGAAAAGGCCUCGGAGGCUCACUACUACCUGCGAAUCCCUGAAUUCACUGAGCGUGACGUGGGCCUGUACAAGUCCGAAAUGGUUUUCAAUGGAGGAAUGCACACUUGUAGCAUCACCUUGUCCAUCACAGUUCCUCCUCGUAUCUCGUCCUGGCUGGAGUGGAGCGACGACGGCACUUUAGCCAUUUGCAAAGCCGAGGGAGGAAAGCCGGCCGCCAACAUCACGUGGCGCCAUGUCGGCAACUCGUCGUCCGCUGAAACCAGGCGUGCUUCCGGUUACGUGGAAAGUCGCCAAAAACUCCACGAGAACAAUGGCGACGUCAUGUGCGUUGUCAAGCAUCCUUUCUGGUCAGAAGAGAAGAUCUUGAUACCCGUACAUAAAAAAGGUCUUUCUUCCAGCGUUGUGUGGAUACUUCUAGUCAUCUCUGUUUUAGUUAUGCUUGCUGCAUUCCUAUUGGUCAUAUAUAAGAAGCAAACAAUCCUCAGACGCUGUCUACUGUCUAACCGCUCGCCAUCCAAAUCUGAGCAAUUUCAGACGGAGGCUGUAGAGGAAGUGGAGCCUUAUGAAUGCUACGUUCAACGUGUCAACUCCAUCUAUAACUUAUGACGUGUACAGUAAAAAGCCGCACUUGUGUACGAAGUUCUGCUGGUGUUAUGAAUGUAUUUUUACGUCUACUUCAGGUUGGUUGAGAACACUAAGACAUUGGAAGUAGAAGGCAUAUAUAUAGUACUUAAUUGUACAUGUAUAGAAUUUAUGCAGCAUACACUGCUGGCCAAAAUUAUUGGCACCCCUGCAAUUCUGUCAGUAAAUGCUC
Molecule: messenger RNA, 1133 nt
Organism: Corythoichthys intestinalis (scribbled pipefish)
Lineage: Eukaryota; Metazoa; Chordata; Actinopteri; Syngnathiformes; Syngnathidae
Product: cell surface glycoprotein CD200 receptor 1-A
Exons: 6
Coding region: 77-925 (282 amino acids)
Biological process (GO): regulation of neuroinflammatory response
Molecular function (GO): signaling receptor activity
Source: RefSeq, a predicted model, not a curated record